Messenger RNA from Acipenser ruthenus (sterlet), 974 nucleotides. Its product is annotated as GTPase IMAP family member 7-like. The record is from RefSeq and is a predicted model, not a curated record. Bases 92 to 736 code for a protein of 214 amino acids. The transcript is spliced from 2 exons. NCBI's taxonomy places the organism in Eukaryota, Metazoa, Chordata, Actinopteri, Acipenseriformes, Acipenseridae. Gene Ontology annotation, molecular function: GTP binding.
AGAGUAUCUUACAGUGCUUAACAUUUACCAUUAACUUCUACUGUUUCUCUUUUCAGAUUCUUUAUCUAGAUCCACACCUCAGGCAUCGAACAUGAGAGACAACACAGAGUUGAGGAUUGUGCUGCUUGGGAAGACUGGAGUUGGGAAGAGUGCAGCAGGAAACACCAUCCUGGGAAGAAGGGAGUUUGAUUCAAAACUCAGCGCCACUUCCAUAACUAAUAAGUGUAAGAAGGGCACGGCAGAAGUUUCUGGGAGACACAUAGCUGUGAUUGACACUCCCGGUCUGUUUGACACAGAGCUCACUGCUGAUCAGAUUAAACAGGAGAUUGAGAAAUGUAUCUCUCUGUCUGCCCCGGGACCCCACGCUUUGCUGUUGGUUCUACAGGUGGGCCAAUACACACAGAGAGAGAGGGAAGCAGUGAAGAUUAUUUUGGGUGAGCGUGCUGCCAGAUACAUGAUGGUUCUUUUCACCCAUGAAGACAGUCUGGAAGAUGGCAUGACAAUUGAGAAAUACAUUGAGGGAGUCAAAGGGGAUCUCCAGCAGCUUAUUGAUGAAUGUGGGGGCAGGUAUCAUGUCUUUAACAAUAAAGACAAGAGCAAUACAGCUCAAGCUAUUGAACUGGUCAAGGAAAUAGAGGCGAUGGUGGAAUGUAAUUGUGGGAGGUUUUACACCAUGGAGAUGUACAAUAAGGCAGCUGCAUCCACCAGUCAAAAUGUAGAAAUGGAGGAAAAGUGAGGAAGUAAAGGCCACCGCAUAAGACUGUGCAGAGCUCCAGAGAUGGGUGUAAUUUGAUGUAAUCUGUUUAACAUAUCUGACGUGUUUAUUGAAUGUCCUCUGCAUAAUUAUUUUCUUUACCAAUAUGUGCUUGAUUUUGUUUUCUUUUUAUUUGAAACAGCCAAUGAUUAAUAACCAAUGCUUAACAUUGUAUUUAGCUCUAUAAAUCAGUAUGAAUUUCCUUUCAGUACACCUUAUA